Fusarium graminearum PH-1 is the source of this 2133-nucleotide messenger RNA. RefSeq lists its product as uncharacterized. Gene Ontology annotation, biological process: regulation of ribosomal protein gene transcription by RNA polymerase II. The transcript has a single exon. Gene Ontology annotation, cellular component: nucleus. Lineage: Eukaryota; Fungi; Ascomycota; Sordariomycetes; Hypocreales; Nectriaceae. Bases 1 to 2133 code for a protein of 710 amino acids. Gene Ontology annotation, molecular function: DNA-binding transcription factor activity; sequence-specific DNA binding. The record is from RefSeq and is a predicted model, not a curated record.
AUGAGCUUCGAUUUCGAAUCUGCACAUGGUAAUGCAGAGAUACAAGAUACGAGUGAUGAGUUAUCCGACGUGGCAAGUCCACCCGAAUCGCCUGAUUUUAGCGAUGAUGAUGAUGAUGCCAAGGUUGAAGAGUCAGCGGCUGUCGAAACUGUGGAAGCAGAAGCAGAUACAGAGACAGGGGCUGAUGCAGAGGCCGAGGCAGAAGCAGAGGCAGAAGCGGAGGCAGAAGCAGAUGUUGACGGUGAUGCUGACGCAGAAGCUGAAGCCGACGCCGAUAUGGAUAUGGACGUGGACAUGGAUAUGGACAUGGACGCGGAUAUGGACAUGUCAAUGACAGGAGGAGAGUCAGGAUUUAAGCAAGAGGGUAUGCUUGAUCCGAAUCAGGAACAUCUAAUGCUCCAGAUACCUAGAAAACGAGGGCCCGGUAGGCCACCUAAGAACGGCAUCAUGUCGAAACGAGAGCAGCGGUUACUCAAGAAACACCAACAGGAGAUGGCCAAGAAGACUCUGCCACAAGCACCUCCAGUGGAACCUCCUAUCAAACGCAAGGUCGGGCGGCCCAGAAAACAUCCUCUGCCUGAAGGGUCCUCAGAGCGACCUGAGAAACGCAAGUACAAACCUCGCAAGCCUAGAGAAGACGGUGCUGAAGGCUCAGAUGCAGAGAGGCGCGCGAAAGAAAAGAAGGAGAAGAAAGCCCGGCCGAAAUCUCCUCCCCUGGAACUCAACAUGGCAGACUAUACCGAAGAACAGCUCCAGAAACCAAACAAAAAUUACGGUGUUCUCAUCGACGAGACACUCACAGCAGCUGGGCCCGACGGGCUUACUCUGAAGCAGAUUUACAAACGGAUAUGCCUGAGAUACCCUUGGUUCCACUUCCAUACAGAGACCAAAGGAUGGGAAAGCAGUGUGCGCCAUAACCUUAUUGGCAACGACGCGUUCAGAAAAGAUGACACUACCAAUCUUUGGUCUCGUGUUCCGGGUGUUGAACUCGACGCUGGAAAGAAGAGGAAGGCCUCAUCUCCAGAUCGUGCAGCAGCUCAAGCUUAUGGCCAAUACCCAUACGCCUACAAUGCCCAACAUUUGGCAGCUGGUACGCCCGGUUAUACCGCUGGACAGGCGCCUCCUGGCUAUCAAAUGCCAGCAUAUACGGCACAACAAAGCCAGCCAGGACGACCAGUGCAGCCUUAUGGAGCGUCUGCAUCACCACCAGGACCAGCACCAGGCCAGCCAGCUUCUACAACAGCCGCAUCGCAGCCGCCAGCGCCGGCACAACUUCCUCAAGGUUAUGGACCACCGCCAGCCCCUGCUCACCCACAACUUGGAGUGCCCCAACAAGGUACUUACAGCUCGCCAUAUGCGCCACGACCACCGCCUCCAGCAAAUCCUACAGUCAAGAGUGAAGAAGGGCAUGCCAAUGCCAUCACGUCUGCCAAUGCAAGCGUUACGCAGCAGCAGCAGCAUCAUCUUCCUCCACCACCUCCGCCAACGGUGGGCGCCAAGACUGUCCCUGGAACUGGGCCCGCGUCAGUACAGCAGCAGCCUGCUACUCCUGUAAAUCGAACUCCCUCAGUGCCUGCAGCUCCCGCUCCAGCGCGACCCGCUAUCGAGCCUAAACUGCUUACGGCAGUUGUCAACCUCAAGAAUGGCCUGAUCGAAAACCUCAAGAAAGCCAAAAAUCCCAAGGCCGCAGGAAUCGUCAUGUCAGCAUUGAAUCGCUGCAUUGGCCUCAAGAAGGAGGCGACAGAGAACGACAAGAUGGAGGCGAUUUGCAUGAAGGGCAUUCGUCAACUCAUUGACGGUUUCCUUCUCAAGUCCAAGAGUCCCACGCCUGGUCCAGCUUCUUCUGCUGCUUCUCCGUCGACUACCGAGACACCCCUAUUUCUCGACUCCAAAGUCCUCGCGUCCCUUAAUGGUUUUAAGGAAGUAUCAGUUAAAGCCCUCAGUCCUAAGCUUGGUGAAGCCAAAGCAGAAGCUGUCACGUUGUCUGCCAUUGACCGGGUACUGGGCAUAGCUGAUGCUAGUAUCGUUCCACCGCCUGGAGAAGGUGAAGCUGUUGGAAACUUUGAAGGCAUUGAGCAGCAUCUCAUGAAGUCCAUACGGCAACUCCUGACGGGUAUGAAUCAAAAGGUGUAG